AUGCGGCCUACACGACUCCUCUUAUCGCUGUCGUCGUGCUUGAUCUUCAUCAUCGUCCUGUCAUUCGUCGCCGCAUCCAAGACGAGAAGUGUAUCUGCUGCACGCGACCGCAACAACCGUCUUGGAGCUUACUUCAGCUGGAACUCUCCAUCGUCGUUGUUUCCACCCUCAGCUAUCAUCAGCUUGACCGAUGACAAUUCGACAUUCUUCCUCGCUCGUCCCGCUGCUUUCGGCCCACCAUUACCUGGAAGAGGCCUCAGUGGCCAAAUCUGGAUAGGCGCCGGCUUUGGCGACAACGAUUCUGGUCAUGGAGGCAUCACUGGCUCCGAGGGAGAGCUUGGCUGUAGUGAUGUACCAGGAUGGGGAGACGGUGAAUAUCCCCCUGUCACCUUCGACACAACCCCUGAAGAUGUAAAGAGCAAGAACUCGGGCGUACCAGAUGGCAAAGGCAGCAAGCACAAGAGAGGGUCGAAUUCGGAUACACAAACGGAAGAUGGCGCUACAGUCGUCCAAGUCGACGGAACAGACGACCAUCUACACCAACCCCUAUCUUCAUCGCCUGACGCAUCCUCGACACAGAUGAAGCAACCUACUAACAAGGCCAAGAAACCUGGCCAUGCCGACAUCCAGUCUUUACAAGAGACGGCUGAAAUCGCAGGCAAGGUUGUGCUGCUGAGUCGAGGUGGGUGUGGCUUCCUGGAGAAGGCCAAAUGGGUACAAAGAAGAGGAGGUGUUGCCUUGAUCGUGGGCGAUGACAUGCGCGGUGGUCCACUGGUGACAAUGUAUGCCCGGGGUGAUACAUCGAAUGUCACCAUCCCUUCCAUCUUUACCUCGCACACAACCGCCCACCUCCUGUCUAAGCUGGUUCCUUCAGGAGGUUUCCGCAAUGGCAUAUCCGCUCAGGACGCUGCGCGUCUGGGCCUUGGCUUACCAGUCGGUGGAAAUCCUACUGAAAAGGAUAAGAAGCAACCCGACUUGACUAACACUAGACCAACUCAUUCGCCUGUUGUCAACCACAACAAGCAAGACGGAGAAGAGGAGUCAGGAAGUUGGCUCGGUUUACUGUUCUCGUCUUCUGACGAGGAUCGUCAUGACAGCAGAAGACCUCCGAGCAGUGGCAAGAUUGACUGGGUCCUGCAGAAAGACUUUGAGGAUGAGGUGCCAACGAAGUACAAUACGAAGUCUACCAGUACCACCAAAUCCAUCAAACAAACGAAGGCUUCUAGCAGUGACGAGUUCGUCAUUGGUGUUCACGAUUGGCGGGACCCUGACCUGCUCGAUUCCCAAAUCAACGCUGCCCAGGCAGCAUCAAGCAAGUUGCCAAAGUCGGCUGAACACAACUCUGCUGCCUCUCAUGCAGGUCCAAAGGGUGGCAGCAUUACUCCUGGAAGUGGAGAGUAUCACCAAGCUGAUGAGAAGCCGGAUAAUCUCAAGUCUACUAAAAAGCCCGAGAAGGGCCCAUCUGAGUCUAGCAAGAAGAUGAAUUCUGACAAAUCAAAGUCAUGGAUCGGUCGCAUCGUCGGGUCUGAUGAUAAGGAAGCUCCGGCUCCCAAGAGCGUCAAAUCACCUCAUGUUGUGUCACAGGUUGGCCAUAGCAAACCUGCGGUCAAAGCUACCAGUAGUUAUGACGACACGGAUGAGCCCCAUGAUGGUCUCUGGGUCACCUUAACACCCGCUUCCAUGUCUUCGUCGCCAUUCUUCGACACCUUGUUAGUCCUGGUCGUAUCGCCUCUGGUCACGUUAACCAUUGUUUACGCUCUACUACUGCUGCGCUCCCGCAUUCGUCGUAGAAGGUGGAGAGCACCAAAGUCUAUCGUUGACAGAUUCCCUGUUCGGACCUAUCACACUAUACCUAGCAGCGCCGCUUCGAACGCUUCGGAUAGUGCCACGACUUCACCCGCUGCACCAACUCAGACUACACCCCUUCUUCAUUCUGGCGCCCGAGCGAUCUCUCAGACCAGACCAAGACCAAGAUCGCGUACGACCAGCGAAGUGCCUGUAUCCGGAUCCAGUCCGGCAAGUUCGCCAAGCCUGGAUCAAGUGCAGGAAAAGCGUGAAGCUGGAUUGGCCGAGUGGCGUAGAAGAUACGGUGGCAGACAGCGCGACUGUGCCAUUUGUAUCGACGAGUUUGAAGACGGUGUCAGUCGUGUCAUGAGCUUGCCUUGUGGCCACGAGUUCCACGUUGAUUGCAUAACUCCAUGGCUCACAACCCGUCGUCGCACUUGUCCCAAUUGCAAGGCCGACGUCGUACGCUCAUUCGGCCGCGGUGGCGCAUCUUCUUACUCUUCAACAUCUGCCCAACCCCUUCUCGCACAUGCCCACGACGACUCGCUGGACAUCGAUGACGUACAGGAACAGGCAGCCAACACUCGUAACUACGAUCCCGUUGCAAACGAACCAAUCACGGAUCUAGAGCAAGGUAGCCUCACUCCUGACCGCACUAGAUGA
This is a messenger RNA of Aureobasidium subglaciale EXF-2481, 2448 nucleotides long. RefSeq lists its product as uncharacterized. The transcript has 2 exons. The record is from RefSeq and is a predicted model, not a curated record. Gene Ontology annotation, biological process: protein ubiquitination. Bases 1 to 2448 code for a protein of 815 amino acids. NCBI's taxonomy places the organism in Eukaryota, Fungi, Ascomycota, Dothideomycetes, Dothideales, Saccotheciaceae.